Cyanistes caeruleus (blue tit) is the source of this 1908-nucleotide messenger RNA. It is a transcript of the gene ZC3H15, whose product is annotated as zinc finger CCCH-type containing 15. Gene Ontology annotation, cellular component: cytosol. Gene Ontology annotation, molecular function: metal ion binding; mRNA binding. Gene Ontology annotation, biological process: cytoplasmic translation. NCBI's taxonomy places the organism in Eukaryota, Metazoa, Chordata, Aves, Passeriformes, Paridae. The record is from RefSeq and is a predicted model, not a curated record.
GCCCCGCCCCGCCAUGCCCCCCAAGAAGCAGCAGCAGCCGGCGGGGGGCAGCAAGAAGGCGGACCAGAAGAAGAAGGAGAAGAUCAUCGAGGAUAAAACAUUUGGCCUAAAGAAUAAAAAAGGUGCAAAGCAGCAGAAGUUUAUCAAGGCUGUGACUCACCAGGUUAAGUUUGGUCAGCAGAACCCACGUCAGGCUGCUCAAUCAGAAAGUGAGAAGAAAUUAAAGAAAGAAGAUAAGAAAAAGGAAUUACAAGAAUUAAAUGAACUCUUCAAGCCUGUGGUUGCUGCACAGAAAAUAAGCAAAGGUGCUGACCCAAAAUCUGUAGUUUGUGCUUUCUUCAAGCAAGGACAGUGCACUAAAGGAGACAAGUGCAAGUUUUCUCAUGAUUUGUCAUUGGAAAGGAAGUGUGAAAAACGAAGUGUCUACAUCGAUGCAAGAGAUGAAGACCUUGAAAAAGAUACAAUGGACAACUGGGAUGAGAAGAAGCUGGAAGAAGUGGUGAACAAGAAGCAUGGUGAGGCGGAAAAGAAAAAACCCAAAACCCAAAUAGUCUGCAAAUACUUCCUUGAUGCUAUUGAGAACAACAAAUAUGGAUGGUUUUGGGUCUGUCCGGGUGGAGGAGACAACUGUAUGUAUCGCCAUGCCCUCCCUCCAGGCUUUGUAUUAAAAAAAGACAAAAAGAAAGAGGAAAAGCAAGAUGAAAUUUCAUUAGAAGAUCUAAUAGAAAAAGAGCGUGCUGCCUUAGGACCAAAUGUUACCAAAAUUACUCUAGAGUGUUUUAUUGCAUGGAAGAGAAGAAAAAGACAAGAAAAAAUUGAUAAGGCCGAACAAGAUAUGGAGAGGAGGAAAGCAGAUUUUAAAGCUGGCAAAGCAUUGGUGAUUAGUGGACGUGAAGUAUUUGAAUUCCGGCCAGAGUUGGUUGAUGCAGAUGAUGAGGAAGCAGAUGACACCCAUUAUGUUCAAGGAGCAGGAGAUGAUGAUGAGGUGGAGGACCCUGUGUGUAUAAAUGAUGUAGAUUUGAACCUGUAUGUCCCCAAGGCAGUAGAAGAGACUGGUAUUACAGUGGCUAGUCCAGAGCGGUUCAGCACAUACACUUCAGUAGAAAAAGAUGAUAAUAAAUUAAGUGAAGCUUCUGGUGGUGAUAUAAACAACAGCGAGCAAAAUGAUUUAGACGAAGAUAAUGAUGGAGAUGGGGAAUUGGAAAAUGGAGUAAUUGAUGCAGUUCCAGUUGAUGAAAAUCUCUUUACUGGAGAGGACUUGGAUGAACUAGAGGAAGAACUAAACACUCUUGAUCUAGAAGAAUGAACUAAAAAGCUCCACUGAGGAAUUAAACCUAUGUGGCAAAGUGAAAACUGACUACAUUUUUUCUCCUUUUUGAAUAGAAUUCUUAAACAAGAUGUUUAUGGUUAUGCAGCUGAAUAUGAUGGGCACGUGAUAUACCAGGAAUGUUUUACUUCAAUCUCAUCUACUCCAGUCUUGACUAUGUUCACAGUAAAACGUUCAGAGUAGUUCAGAAUUACCCGACAGCUGAAUUUGCAGACAGUGAGAUUAUAACUUUCAGCUAAGAGUAGGAAGUGUUACUGCUUUGCCAGUAUGCAAGUGGGCAAUUUGACAUCAGGUACAGUACAAAAAUCCAAGUAUACAUUCUUCACAAAAACUGCAUUUUUUUUAGUGAUUGUGUUGAUUUAGAAACUGCCUGAAGUUGUUUCUAGGCAGGAUACUCUAAUGGAGCUGAUGCAGAUUAUGCUUCUUUAAGUGGUGAUUAGCUUUAUUUGAUCAGCUGGAUACUGAAGAUUGUGAACUGAUACUUCAUACAAUACAGUAUGGUGCCCUCUGUUUAAAAUGUUUUAAACUUUCCCAACACCUUUUGCCAAUAAAUCUGUAAAUAAAAGUUAUCAACUUUAAAA